GCUUCUUCCACCCACUCUUGAAUCAUUCGCCUUUCCUUCCUACCCCCUACCGAUCACCUUUUCCUAAACCAACGCCUCGCUUGCUCUCCCCUUGCCAUGGACAGGACAAACGCCGCGGCCGCUGCCCCGCCGCCCGUACCCAUGGCGGCGCCCGUCGUCCCGGUCGAUCUGACGGUCGUCAAGAAGCUCCUCGGAGGCGGCGGCGACCUGGCGGUCCACGACGCGUCUGGCGGUCUCGCCUUUCGCGUCACGGCGGCGGACGGUUGUGGCAGGAGGUGCGGAGGGAGGGCGCUCCUCGACGCCUCCGGGAGCACUCUGGUCACUGCCAGGACCAGCGAGGGUGCGUGGCAGGCAUUCAGAGGAAUUAGUUGGGAACAGAAAGACAUAAUUUUUUCAACAAAGGUAAUGUGUGCUUCUUCAGAUCGAAAGGAGGUACAUGUCUUUGUCCCGCCGAGAAGCACAUCUGAGGAGCAAAAACCAAGCUACAUACUCGUAGGAAAUCCAUCUCGAAGAGCAUGCACGAUUAUAAGGGGAAACUCCAUUGUUGCUCAGACAAAUCUCCCGUACAAACUCAAUAAGGCCGUCUAUUCAAGGCGGAAGUUUAGGGUGACGAUUUACCCAGGAAACGAUAACAUUCUGAUCAUGGCAAUGGUUAUGACCUUCCUUGUUCAAAAAUAACAUAGGUUCCUAAUGAAGCAGACGCCUUCAGUAGAAAGGCCUUAAGCCCUUGAGCACCCACACGAGAAACAGUGUUCCAUUAGAAUGAUACAUUCUCUCUGAAAACUUCUGAGAACUUGAGUAAGGCGUUCAAUGAAAUUCUGCAACAGGAUAAGAGAAGUUGAGCACCAAAGUUUUGUCGUGUCCACUUAUCGCCGAUGAUGAAAUGUAUAAAUUUUAUAACAAAUGCUAUCUUGACUGAAUAGAUGGAAUCAGUGAAAGUAUGGGCAAUCAUUUCAGCGCUUGAAUUACCAGAACCUUUGAAUGCUUAGGGCGCCGUCACUUGGCGAGGUUCUCGGAGUUCACAAUACACUGGCCUUGGCCUGGCAUGUGUCCAGAUGAAUUGUAUCAUGUCAUGAGCAAUAAUGAAAAUGUUAAAUUGCA
Messenger RNA from Triticum dicoccoides, 1101 nucleotides. RefSeq names its product protein LURP-one-related 7-like. The transcript is spliced from 4 exons. Bases 97 to 678 code for a protein of 193 amino acids. NCBI's taxonomy places the organism in Eukaryota, Viridiplantae, Streptophyta, Magnoliopsida, Poales, Poaceae. The record is from RefSeq and is a predicted model, not a curated record.